Aphanomyces astaci is the source of this 483-nucleotide messenger RNA. RefSeq lists its product as hypothetical. The transcript has a single exon. NCBI's taxonomy places the organism in Eukaryota, Oomycota, Saprolegniomycetes, Saprolegniales, Verrucalvaceae. Bases 1 to 483 code for a protein of 160 amino acids. The record is from RefSeq and is a predicted model, not a curated record.
AUGUCAAUCACACAGCGUAACCUCAUGGAGCUUGCCCCCUUUGCCAAGACAGCGCGUCAACGAGCCACCCUACAUGCACUGAUCGCUGCAUAUGUCAUCGAAAGACCACUCAUUCCAGCCAUUCGCUUCAACCUCGACGCAACAACGAAUGCCACUGCCAUCCUCGACUAUCGCUUUGACAUCGCUGGUGUGAAGGAGUUGGGUUUUGUUCUGGGUUUACCUGCUGUCAUCAUCACACCCAAACGCGUACGCGUACACCGAGAAGAGGCCAUGUGUGUGUUGUUGGGCCGUUUGGCGUUUCCUGUGCGGUUCCACACCAUGACAAAGACCUUUGGCCGAUCACGCUCCUCUCUGUGCGACAUCUUUUUACACCUCGUCAACGAAUUGUACGCUCGGUGGGGAUCGCUGUUGUUUUUUAACAAGAAGGUGGUCGUACAUUACCUUCAAAAUGUUGUCGAAAAUCCGGCUCUCCCCUGUGGCUAA